Molecule: messenger RNA, 1526 nt
Organism: Moneuplotes crassus
Lineage: Eukaryota; Ciliophora; Spirotrichea; Euplotida; Euplotidae
Source: the annotation of a GenBank genome assembly
UAAAUAUGAAGGUCAGCGUGAAGAAAGUCAGCGAUAGAAACUUACCUGAUGAUAAAACCCAAGCACACAAUGUCUCCAGAGGUUUUCUAUCAACUCCUGGACAAGGGCAGAGAAAUAGGAAACCUAGAGACAGCUUCGCAGUUAUGAGAGCUAGAAACCAAAAGCACUCAAUAGGCAUAACACUUCCCAAAAACAAGCCUCUUAUCAAGCGGAUCUUUGGCGUGCUCUGCUGCUCAGGCUCUAAAGCUCCAAAAGUCAAAGCCAAACAAGGCAAUAUUCAAGUUGAUGAAAACUUUAAUAAUCUUGUAAGAGAGUGUGAGUCAGAUAAGAUUUCUACCCCCAACCGGUUAAAAUAAAAUCCCAAAAGAGGAAGAAAAGUCAAUAGGUAGUAGCUCUAAAAUAUCAUUGCUCUACUGAACUCCAGAUGAACAGAAGAAGGCUUUAUCAGCAACACAUCAAAGCAGCAGGAAACUUCCAAUCCAAGACAUGAAAAUGAAAGCCAAAGACGCCCUUGGAAUUCCUUCAGAAAGGCUGCCAAACAAGUCCAGGUCUUUCAGUAGAGAGCCAGAUAAGUUACACAAAGAAGAAAAUAAGUAAUCUCCUCGAUCCAGACUCUAAAAGCCCUAUUAAUAAGAUCGAGUCGAUAAUUCACAGGAGGUUCACAUUCGGUAUGAAGACACGACAAGAAAUGAAGAUGAAGAUUAAGGAAAGUAUGAAGAAGGAUCCUCACAGGAGGUUUAGUUUCACCAAGAAAAAUCCUCCCCUGAUAAAGCUAAUUUACCAAGAAAGCCAGAACCAGCUUCUCAAUUCAAAUGUAUACAUGAAAGAUCAAGCAAGUGUAGCAAGCGAAUCAAAUGAAUCUGAGAAUAAGAAGGAAGAAGACAGAGUCAAAAUCCGAAAUGACCAAGUCAAUCUUCCUGUGGUCAAAUGACUUGACCCGAAUAAGCCAGUAAGGAAUGACGACAAACAUAAUUCAGUUGACAAAGAUAUCUUCCAAGUCCACCCUUUUAUUGCAGAGGGGCUUCAAGAAAUGAGAAGGUCCUCUGUAGCUCUCACUCAGAAAGAACAUGAGCUUGCUCAAAGCAUCCAGCUUCAGCGACAAAAGAGUGACGGAAUUGGACCAUUGGACAUCGAUGAGAAUUAUCUCAUGUUUGGAGGAGAUAAAUCUCUCGAGGAUAUUGUCAGCCAGAACUCGCCCAUUCGGAGCAAAGCCUUGCUCAACGGGUACAAACAGAAAGUAAAAGCCAAAAUAGAAAGAAACAGGAGAAUGUCUGUCAAAGUGACCCACUUUUCUAUAAAUAAACUUAGAAGAGAAAAACGGACAUCAGAAAAGAGCAAAUUCAGCAAAGGCAGAAGUAGCCGCAAGACGGUGCAGGCCCAAACCAUGAAAAGCUCUCAUAGGAGCAACCAGCUUAGCUCACGAGAGUGUGAAGAGAUUGGGAAGACCCCCAAAGCCAAUUAGAGCAAUGAGCUCAUAUUUAAUAAAUUUAUUUUCCUGAAACAUCGUAAAUAUCCAAAUGAGUCAC